GUUGUUGCCCGUGCAGUUCACUGGUUACCUCUUGAGUGCUUUCAUUGCUUAUUCUUCUCUUUCGACAGCCGCAGCAACGUCAGUUGUUACACUUACGUUGUAAAAUAACGUUGCAUUGUGAAUUUUAUUAAAUCGUGGUUUUUUUAAAAACUCAAUCAAGAAAUAAUGGCACGUACAAAGCAGACAGCCCGUAAAUCAACCGGAGGAAAAGCUCCGAGAAAACAAUUGGCAACAAAAGCCGCCCGUAAGAGCGCACCGUCCACUGGUGGAGUUAAGAAACCUCAUCGUUACCGCCCAGGUACCGUCGCUCUUCGUGAAAUCAGAAGAUACCAGAAGUCUACUGAGUUGUUGAUCAGAAAAUUGCCCUUCCAACGAUUGGUUCGUGAAAUCGCUCAGGAUUUCAAGACCGACUUGCGUUUCCAGAGUGCAGCCAUCGGCGCUCUUCAGGAAGCUUCUGAAGCUUAUUUGGUUGGUCUUUUUGAAGACACUAACUUGUGCGCUAUUCACGCCAAGCGUGUCACCAUUAUGCCGAAAGACAUCCAAUUGGCUCGACGAAUCCGUGGUGAACGUGCUUAAAUUAAUCAAGCUCCAAUAAAAAUUGUAUUGAAUAUUUUAACAUUUCACAAGCGUAAUAUUAAUUAUCAUCUUUCUAUUAUGAUUCACUUUAUCAUUUUUGAUGAAUUCAGCAUUGUUGUUUCCAUAAUUUAUAGUUGCUAAUUUACAUUUGGGAAAAAAAAUAAUAGAUAAAUAUUUAUUAAUUUAAUAGUCAUCACUGCCAAACACGUAUCAAUCGGUAUAAAGUUGAAAAGAUGAACCAAAAAUUGAGUUUAAAAUUAAGUUUGAUACAAAGAGUAAUAUAAAGCAAAAAAAAAUUUUUAAAAAUGGUUUUAUCUUAUAAAUUAAGAAAGAUUCAAUGAAAAAAAUUGAAUUAAGUAUAAGUGAUGAAUAUUAACAGCCAGAGAGAUUCGAAAAAUUGAAACUUUUACGUGUCAGACAGUCAUGACAUUGCUUUUUAUUAGUUUCACAAUGCAAUGAACAAUUCACUUUUUUAUCUUUUUUGUUUUUUAAUUUUAUUAUGCACCAAUUAUUAACCGAUUAAUCAUUAAAAUUGAUGGUAAA
Cotesia glomerata is the source of this 1119-nucleotide messenger RNA. RefSeq names its product histone H3.3A. The transcript is spliced from 3 exons. Bases 166 to 576 code for a protein of 136 amino acids. NCBI's taxonomy places the organism in Eukaryota, Metazoa, Arthropoda, Insecta, Hymenoptera, Braconidae. Gene Ontology annotation, cellular component: nucleosome. The record is from RefSeq and is a predicted model, not a curated record. Gene Ontology annotation, molecular function: DNA binding; protein heterodimerization activity; structural constituent of chromatin.